Vigna umbellata (rice bean) is the source of this 1951-nucleotide messenger RNA. NCBI's taxonomy places the organism in Eukaryota, Viridiplantae, Streptophyta, Magnoliopsida, Fabales, Fabaceae. The record is from RefSeq and is a predicted model, not a curated record.
AACAUAGACAAGGAUGAACAAAAAUAAUCAAAUGGAGAUGUUCAUAUGUUCCUGUGAUUGAGAUCCCUAAAAACAAUGACGAUAUCUUGUUCAAAAACAAAAUUGACGUUUAAACUGCUUAUUUCAAUGAAGAAUCCAACCAUUUUAUGACAUCAAAGUUAGGUCCUCAAAGUCAAAGGAAUAAGAAAGGAUAAAAUUGUAGUACAAGCCUACAAGAAAGAGAUUAAAAAUGAAAUUAUGAAGGGCUUUGAGAUCGGGAGAAUCAGUUUAUCAAUGAGUUGAGUUAAUCAUAUAAAAGAUCACAACACUACCUUCAACCUAAAAAUUUAAGUCAAUGAUUUUUGUGAAUCUUUCUCUUUGGAUAUUGCUUAUCUCAUUCAUAGAGUAGGACUUCCAACUCUACACAUGAAUGUCUAAUAAUUUUCUCAUAAGUGAGUCCUUGUCCCCACAUUGGACAAUUUAAUUGAUAUAUAAUUUUAACAUUGUUGUGAAUAGUUGUUAUUAAUUGUAAGCAUUGUAACAUGAUGAUAGAAAUAAGAAAUAGUUUUCAACACAACCAUAAUAAAUUUUUUAACCAUGCAGGAUUGAUGCGAAAUUUUGGCUUGAAUAAAGCUACAGGAUAUGAUGGUGAUAUAGCAGCUGAAAUAGGAAAAGGUGUCGGAAGGUAUAUCUUACCGUACUUUAUAAUACGAUUUAUAUUUGGUGUGGUAGUUUUUGCUGUGUUGUUGAUAUAUAAAGGGGGAAGAAGACAUAAAUCAAAGUAUGAAAAUAUUGAAGCUUUUCUACAAGAAAAUACCCUCGCGCCAAUAAGAUACUCAUAUAAAGAAAUAAAGCACAUGACGAGGGGUUUUAAGGAAAAGUUAGGUCAAGGAGGAUUUGGCUUGGUAUACAAAGGAAAGCUGCGUAGUGGGUCAUUUGUUGCGAUAAAGAUGUUGAGUAAAUCAAAGUCUGAUGGGCAAGAUUUCAUUAGUGAAGUUGGUACUAUUGGAAGAAUACAUCAUACAAAUGUGGUGAGACUUAUUGGAUUUUGUGUGGAAUCAUCAAAUCAUGCUCUUGUUUAUGAAUUCAUGCCUAAUGGUUCUCUUGAUAAAUAUAUUUUUUCCAAGCAAGAUAUUAUCUCUUUAACUCAGAGACAAAUAUACGAGAUUUCUCUUGGAGUGGCUCGUGGUAUUGCUUAUUUGCAUGAAGGUUGUGACAUGCAAAUUUUACAUUUUGAUAUCAAGCCACAUAACAUCCUUUUGGACGAAAACUUUGUCCCAAAGGUUUCAGACUUUGGCUUGGCAAGACUUUAUCCUACAGACAAAAGUAUUAUCACUUUGACUGAUGUCAGGGGAACACUUGGAUACAUGGCGCCCGAGUUUUUUUAUCAUAAUUUUGGAGGAGUGUCAUUCAAGGCAGAUGUUUAUAGUUUUGGAAUGCUUUUGAUGGAAAUGACAAAUAGAAAAAGAAACUUUAAUCCACAUGCAAAUGAUUCAAGUGAAUUUUUUUUUCCUCUUUGGAUAUACCAUCAAUUGAGUGGGGAAAAUGAGAUAGAAGGAGAAAAUGUUACCAAGCAAGAAUACAAUGAUGAGAUAAAGAAGAUGUUUUUAAUAGCAUUAUGGUGUAUACAACUGAAGCCAAGUGAUCGUCCUCCCAUGAUCAAAGUAGUGGAGAUGUUGGAAGGAGAACUUGAGAAUAUUGAAAUGCCUCCAAAACCUUCUCUCUAUCAGAUAAAUGAUCACAAAACUAAAUCCUACGAAACCUCUUCAAAUGAUUAUAGUGGAUCGACAAGUUAUACUGAGGAAAGCAUUGUUCAUAUUUCUCAUAUUUCUUCUGAAUUUUCUACUUGAUAUUUGUAAUGGCUAAUAAAUCGAUUUACACGAUGUUUCUUUUGAAAGACACUACUUACUUCUUUAUAUUUCCAAUUUAAAGUUUAUUUAACAAUUGAAGAUCUCACGCUCUAAGUAGUAUU